GCAAUAUGGGCCGAAGCACGAAACCUUCCUGCUUCUUCUCACAUGGCAGUAGAGAGAGAAAGAAGAGAGAGAAAGCGAGGGAUUUGCAUUCAAGUGAGAAGAACUUACUCAGACGGCAGUGAGCAGGGGAAGGGGAAGGAGGAGGAGCCUCUUGAAUUCCUUAAAUUUUUUCCACCACAAAGACCAGUUUUUAAGCUUCUUUCUCUCUCAUUCUGCCAUUUUUAAUGUUCUACGUUUCCUAUCUGUCCUUUGCUUUUAGUACUUCUUUCUCUACCGCCUGAAGAUCUCUAUUCCUCACUGUUAACUUCUUUUCAACGCACUCUUUUGGUCAAUUUUUGCGACCUUUUAGUUGUUAGAUCUGAGUUUUGUUCUCUCUUUGAUUUGUUCCGCCUGUUUCUGGUCGCGAACUAGCAGUUUGGAAAUGGGAUCUAUUUGCUGAGAGGCGUUUUGUGGAUUAGAAGAUGGAGGUUGAGAAGAAACGAUCAAAAGGAGGCUUUCUUAACUUAUUUGAUUGGAAUGGCAAAUCUCGGAAAAGGCUGUUCUCAAGCAGUAAUGAGUUAGCUGGAUUGAAGCAAGGAAAAGAAAAUGUUGACAACUUGUCAAAAUCACAGCUCUUUCAGUUAGAGGCAAGGGAAGAUGGAGCAAGUUCUAGUUAUAAAUUAAAUGGUGAUUGGGAUUUUUCUUUGACCAAAACAAGUGAUGAGAAAUGUGGGGGUCGAGUCCCCAGUGUCGUUGCCAGACUUAUGGGGUUAGAUUCAUUGCCUUCUAAUGUACCCGAGCCUUGUUCUACCUCAUUUUUAGAAUCCCACUUGGUCGGGGCUUCUCAUCAUGAUAACAGUGAUGGAGGAUGGAACUGUCAUUCUAUGGACUAUAUUGAUAUGCCGAACAAACUCGAGAGGUUUUCUGGGAAUCUCUUGGACUUGCGGGCGCAAAAAGUACCGAAACUUCCAAUUGAGAGAUUUCAAUCUGAAGUAUUGCCUCCCAAGUCUGCUAAAUCUAUACCUAUAACUCAUCAUAAGUUGUUGUCUCCUAUUAAGAGCCCUGGGUUUACUCCAACAAUGAGCACAGGUUACUUAAUGGAAGCAGCUACCAAGAUAAUUGAGGCAAGUCCAAGGAAACCUGUGAAGAGUAAAAUGACAUCUAUUACCAACUCUUCAGUGCCCUUGAGAAUCCGGGAUUUGAAAGAGAAAGUGGAAACUACGCGUAAGUCAUCUGGAAUUGAACGAUCAACCGAAAAUUACAUCGGAAAGAAUAGAAAAGGAAAGGCUAGUGAAAGGAACUACAGUGGAUCCGAACAUCUUGCGUCAAGGACCGAGUCUACUGAUGCGGAUAGAAGUAAUUCCAACGGUUUAAAAGAUAAAGGAAGACCAGUUUCUCUUGCAGUUCAAGCAAGAGCCAAUCAUCAGAGUAAAGGGGACUCGACUUCUUGUAGUGACAGGGCGGGUGCGAUGGAUCGGAAAGAGCAGAAUGACGUAAAAUCAAGCCAAGUUUUCAAAAGUCAGCCCAGAAUGCAAAAAACUAUGCAGAAGAGAACCAUGAAGAGGAAUAACAAUGUUCUAGCUCAAAACAAUCAGAAGCAGAAUUCUCUACCCAACAAAGAAAAAUUGCCUUCAAAACCCCAAGUUCUUAAUCAGCCUGUCAAAAGGACUCAGUCUGCUAAUUGUCACAUAGGUUCUAGCAAAACUGUAAAUAAGAUUCUUAUCAACUGCGAAGUUGAAUCGAAAAUCACACGCACGAGAGAAACUGAUGCCAAAAAAGACUUUGGAUCUUCCAAGAGAAAUGCUGCCUCAAGGAAGAAAAAAUCUGUUAGUCAGGAUGUUAGUAGUGAAGGAAGUUCUGUAUCUAAUUCUUUGAUCCACAACGGUGAGAGAUCUGUCAAAUAUAAUAUUGCAGUUGAUGGUUCGAUGAACGGUGAUGAAAACCGAAAGCCGGGAAUGGACGUUGUUUCUUUUACAUUCACAUCCCCGCUGAAGAAAUCUAGUUCUGAACCUCACUCAGAUGAGGCUGUAAAAAUUAACCACAGCUUGGUCUUUGAUUCUUAUAGUGAGAAUGAUUAUUUGAAGAAUCUAUCAUCAUUUUCACCCAAUUUAAACGCCAUAAACGGCGAUGCUUUGAGUGUUUUGUUGGAGCAAAAGCUUCAGGAAUUGACGUGUAGGGUCGAGUCCUCUCAAUCUUAUAUGGCGAGAGACGACAUUUUUUCUUGUUCUGGAUCUAAUUCGCAUUACGCCACUUCAGAAUGUGCCACGAAAGAAAAUUGCAUAGGCUGCAGAUAUUCAGAUAGUCCCCAUGAUUGCGGUCACUUGUCAACCGAUAGCAACGAACUGAUUGUCGAUAAAUGGCAGAAGUUUCAGGGAGUGAAAGAAAUGAAGGAACCUGAUGAUAGCAACAACACCGAAACAGUGACCAUGAGCGGAUCUUCAGUAGACGAUGAGUUUUCCCCCGACGACGGAAAUAGCAUCCAUGCCAGCAGGUUGGGUAAUGCAAUGAACUUAGACCCAACAAAUCUCUACCCAAUAAUGCUUGGGGAGACACCAGUAUUCAAUUCUGCAUCGACCAUCGACGAACAAGACAAGUACAGAACACGGUCACCUACGACGACAAGUCCAAUAAACACGCAUAGAUCAGAUGACUGGGAACUACAGUACGUGAGGGAAGUCGUAAGCAAAGCCGAGCUAGCAUUCGAAAACUUCACAUUAGGUAUCACUCCAAUGCUCAUCACUCCCAGUCUCUACAACAAUCUGGAGAUUGAAGAAAACACAAAGAACAACAAUGAACCAGAACAUUUCAAGCUCGAACGCAAGAUCCUAUUCGACUGCGUGAAUGAAUGUUUAGAAUUAAAGGCAAAACAAAUAGUAAUUGGAAGUUCAAAAACAUUGGUUCCAUGGCGAAAACUGUUCGAAAAUGGUAGCUUAGCAGAGGAGGUAUGGAAGGAGAUUGAGAGCUGGAAAAGCAUGGAAGAAUGGAUGGUGGAUGAACUUGUGGAGAAGGAUAUGAGUAGCCAUAAUGGGAAAUGGGUCAACAUGGAUCAAGAAGCUAAUGAAGAAGGGGUUGAGAUUGAGAAAGGGAUAUUAAAUUGUUUAGUUGAUGAAUUGGUGAGUGAUUUCUUGAUUAUUCCCCAACUUACUGACUGUUCUUCAUGUAGAGGUGGCUGACGGUGGUGGUACUAAUGGAUUACCAGACAAAUACUGCAGAGGAAGCUCUGAUUCUCUGGUUUGGUUCAAGUACUUUCCAUCUUCAUUAACAGUUCUUAUUUUAUUUUUAUAUCAAUGUUUCCUUCAUGAAACUCGCACUAUAGGAAAA
This is a messenger RNA of Cucurbita moschata (crookneck pumpkin), 3300 nucleotides long. RefSeq lists its product as uncharacterized. The coding region runs from base 462 to 3152 and encodes 896 amino acids. NCBI's taxonomy places the organism in Eukaryota, Viridiplantae, Streptophyta, Magnoliopsida, Cucurbitales, Cucurbitaceae. The record is from RefSeq and is a predicted model, not a curated record. The transcript has 6 exons.